Molecule: messenger RNA, 6261 nt
Organism: Carassius gibelio (silver crucian carp)
Lineage: Eukaryota; Metazoa; Chordata; Actinopteri; Cypriniformes; Cyprinidae
Exons: 42
Coding region: 1-6261 (2086 amino acids)
Source: RefSeq, a predicted model, not a curated record
AUGAGUACAGAAACUUCACCUGUUACUAUAACAGUAGUGCCUACAACUUCAGAAAGUACAACAGCAGAAACCACGACUACAGCUUCAACAACCUCACCUACAACAACAAACAGUCCCACAACUUGUGAGCACAGAAACUACAUCUAUUACUUCAAAAGUGGUACCUACCAUUUCAGAGAGUACAAAAGCAGAAACCAUGACUACAGCUUCAUCAACCACACCUACAACAACAAACAAUCCAACAAUGUCAACAGUUGUGAGUACAGAAACUUCACCUGUUACUUCAACAGUGGUGCCUACAACUUCAGAAAGUACAACAGCAGAAACCACGACUACAGCUUCAACUACCUCACCUACAACAACAAACAUUUCCUCAACGUCAACAGCUUUAACUUCAGAAUCAACAACACUCACUUCAACAACAGUGCCUACAUCUUCAGGAACAACUGCACCUUUAACAACAUCAUUGUGAACACAGAAACUAUAUCUACUACUUCAACAGUGGUACCUACAACUUCAGAGAGUACAACAGCAAAAACCACGACUACAGCUUCAUCAACCACACCUACAACAACAAACAAUCCCACAACGUCAACAGCUUUAACUUCAGAAUCCACAACUCUCACUUCAACAACAGUGCCUACAUCUUCAGGAACAACUGCACCUGUAACAACAUCAGUAACUACUGAAUCCUCUACUACUAAAAUUCCUACAACCACAUUUGUGAGUACAGAAACUUCACCUAUUACUUCAACAGUGGUGCCUACAACUUCAGAAAGUACAACAGCAGAAACCACGACUAUAGCUUCAUCAACUACAUCUACCACAACAAACAAUCCCACAACGUCAACAGCUUUAACUUCAGCAUCCACUACUCUCACUACAACGAUGGUGCCUACAUCUUCAGGAACAUCUACACCAGGAACAACAUCAGUAACUACAGUAUCCUCAACUACUAAAAUUCCUACAACCACAGUUGUGAGUACAGAAACUACACCUGUUACUUCAACAGUGGUGCCUACAACUUUAGAAAGUACAACAGCAGAAACCACGACUACAGCUUCAUCAACCACACCUACCACAACAAACAUUCCCACAUCGUCAACAGCUUUAACUUCCGCAUCCACUACUCUCAGUUCAACAACAGUGCCUACAUCUUCAGGAACAUCUGCACCAGGAACAACAUCAGUAACUACAAAACAUUCCCACAACGCCAACAGCUUUAACUUCAGCAUCCACAAUGCUUACUACAACAACAGUGCCUACAUCUUCAGGAACAACUCCACCAGUAACAACAUCAUUAACUACAGAAUUCUCAACUACAAAAAUUCCCACAAGCACUGUUGUGAUUCUGAGUACCGAAACAGCACCUGUUACUUCAACAGUGAUGCCUACAACUUUAGGAAGUACAACAGCAGAAACCGCGACUACAGCUUCAUCAACCACACCUACCACAACAUCAACAGCUUUAACUUCAGCAUCCACUACUCUCACUACAAGAACAGUGCCUACAUCUUCAGGAACAACUGCAGCUUUGUGAGUACAGAAACUACACCUGUUACUUCAUCAGUGGUGCCUACAACUUCAGAAAGUACAACAGCAAAAACCGCGACUAUAGCUUCAUCAACCACACCUACAACAACAAACAAUCCCACAACCCACAGUUGUGAGUACAGAAACCACAUCUAUUACUUCAACAUUGGUGCCUACAACUUCAGAGAGUACAUCAACAGAGACCACGACUACAGUUUCAUCAUCCACACCUACAACAACAAACAAACCCACAACAUCAACAGCUGUAACUUCAGAAUCCACAACUCUCACUUCAACAGCAGUGCCUACAUCUUCAGGAAUAACUGCACCAGUAACAACAUCAGGAACUACAACAUCCUCAAGCACUCAAAUUCCCACAAGCACAGUUGUGAGUACAGAAACCACAUUUAUUACUUCAACAGUUUUGCCUACAACGUCAGAGAUUGUGAGUACAGAAACUACAUCUGUUGCUUCAACUUCAGAGAGUACAACAGCAGAAACCACAACUUCAUCCUCUUCAACCACACCUACAACAACAAACAAACCAACAGCGUCAACAGCUGUAUCUUCAGAAUCCACAACUCUCACUUCAACAACUGUACCUACAUUUUCAGAAACAACUGCACCUGUAACAACAUCAAGGUCUCAGAAACCUCCUAUCUCAUCAUCUUUGAGUUUAGUCUGAGUAAUAUCAGCAUGCCAGAGAACACUGAUCUAAGAAACAGCAGUUACAUGCAAGUACAAGAUGUUGUAAAUAAUGCGAGCAAGCUGGUGUUCAACUCCUCAUCUCCAAUGCCCAGUGAAUCUCUUGUCCUAAGUGCUAUCAAUACUCUCCGUCAGUCCAGAGAGUCACAGCUCAAUGAAUCGGUGAAGGUGGUGAAUGUCACCUAUGAGAAAAUCUCAGAAACCUCCUAUGCUGUGGUCUUUACAUUUAACGUGAUUAACAUCAGCAUGCCAGAGGACCCUGUGUCUAGAGGCAACACCAACCAGAAAGUUCAGGAUUCCAUCAAUAAUGCGCUGAACACUCUUCUGAAUGAACCUGGCAGUCCAACUUUACAACCCAAGACCUCCAACUUCACGAGCACUUCAAACCAGAUUAAUGGCAGGAUGGAAUACAGCUUCCAGAAUGGAGAUGUCAUACAACCAAUCAGCUUCCUCAAUGAGCUACGUCUUCCAACCACUACAACAGUGUUUCCAGUCACAACAACCAGUGUUUCUGUUACUACUCCAAAACUCAUAACUGGUUCGGCAGUGGUCACAAGCAAGCUGGUGUUCAACUCCUCAUCUCCAGUGCCCAGUGAAUCUCUUGUCCUCAGUGCUAUCAAUACUCUCCUUCAUUCCAGAGAGUCACAGCUCAAUGAAUCGGUGAAGGUCGUGAAUGUCACCUAUGAGAAAAUCUCAGAAACCUCCUAUGCUGUGGUCUUUACAUUUAACGUGAUAAACAUCAGCAUGCCAGAGGACCCUGUGUCUAGAGGCAACACCAGCCAGAAAGUUCAGGAUACCAUCAAUAAUGCGCUGAACACUCUUCUGAAUGAACCUGGCAGUCCAACUUUACAACCCAAGACCUCCAACUUCACGAGCACUUCAAACCAGAUUAAUGGCAGGAUGGAAUACAGCUUCCAGAAUGGAGAUGUCAUACAACCAAUCAGCUUCCUCAAUGAGCUACGUCUUCCAACCACUACAACAGUGUUUCCAGUCACAACAACCAGUGUUUCUGUUACUACUCCAAAACUCAUAACUGGUUCGGCAGUGGUCACAAGCAAGCUGGUGUUCAACUCCUCAUCUCCAGUGCCCAGUGAAUCUCUGGUCCUCAGUGCUAUCAAUACUCUCCGUCAGUCCAGAGAGUCACAGCUCAAUGAAUCGGUGAAGGUGGUGAAUGUCACCUAUGAGAAAAUCUCAGAAACCUCCUAUGCUGUGGUCUUUACAUUUAACGUGAUUAACAUCAGCAUGCCAGAGGACCCUGUGUCUAGAGGCAACACCAGCCAGAAAGUUCAGGAUACCAUCAAUAAUGCGCUGAACACUCUUCUGAAUGAACCUGGCAGUCCAACUUUACAACCCAAGACCUCCAACUUCACGAGCACUUCAAACCAGAUUAAUGGCAGGAUGGAAUACAGCUUCCAGAAUGGAGAUGUCAUACAACCAAUCAGCUUCCUCAAUGAGCUACGUCUUCCGACCACUACAACAGUGUUUCCAGUCACAACAACCAGUGUUUCUGUUACUACUCCAAAACUCAUAACUGGUUCGGCAGUGGUCACAAGCAAGCUGGUGUUCAACUCCUCAUCUCCAGUGCCCAGUGAAUCUCUGGUCCUCAGUGCUAUCAAUACUCUCCGUCAGUCCAGAGAGUCACAGCUCAAUGAAUCGGUGAAGGUGGUGAAUGUCACCUAUGAGAAAAUCUCAGAAACCUCCUAUGCUGUGGUCUUUACAUUUAACGUGAUUAACAUCAGCAUGCCAGAGGACCCUGUGUCUAGAGGCAACACCAGCCAGAAAGUUCAGGAUACCAUCAAUAAUGCGCUGAACACUCUUCUGAAUGAACCUGGCAGUCCAACUUUACAACCCAAGACCUCCAACUUCACGAGCACUUCAAACCAGAUUAAUGGCAGGAUGGAAUACAGCUUCCAGAAUGGAGAUGUCAUACAACCAAUCAGCUUCCUCAAUGAGCUACGUCUUCCGACCACUACAACAGUGUUUCCAGUCACAACAACCAGUGUUUCUGUUACUACUCCAAAACUCAUAACUGGUUCGGCAGUGGUCACAAGCAAGCUGGUGUUCAACUCCUCAUCUCCAGUGCCCAGUGAAUCUCUGGUCCUCAGUGCUAUCAAUACUCUCCGUCAGUCCAGAGAGUCACAGCUCAAUGAAUCGGUGAAGGUGGUGAAUGUCACCUAUGAGAAAAUCUCAGAAACCUCCUAUGCUGUGGUCUUUACAUUUAACGUGAUUAACAUCAGCAUGCCAGAGGACCCUGUGUCUAGAGGCAACACCAGCCAGAAAGUUCAGGAUACCAUCAAUAAUGCGCUGAACACUCUUCUGAAUGAACCUGGUAGUCCAACUUUACAACCCAAGACCUCCAACUUCACGAGCACUUCAAACCAGAUUAAUGGCAGGAUGGAAUACAGCUUCCAGAAUGGAGAUGUCAUACAACCAAUCAGCUUCCUCAAUGAGCUACGUCUUCCAACCACUACAACAGUGUUUCCAGUCACAACAACCAGUGUUUCUGUUACUACUCCAAAACUCAUAACUGGUUCGGCAGUGGUCACAAGCAAGCUGGUGUUCAACUCCUCAUCUCCAGUGCCCAGUGAAUCUCUGGUCCUCAGUGCUAUCAAUACUCUCCGUCAGUCCAGAGAGUCACAGCUCAAUGAAUCGGUGAAGGUGGUGAAUGUCACCUAUGAGAAAAUCUCAGAAACCUCCUAUGCUGUGGUCUUUACAUUUAACGUGAUUAACAUCAGCAUGCCAGAGGACCCUGUGUCUAGAGGCAACACCAGCCAGAAAGUUCAGGAUACCAUCAAUAAUGCGCUGAACACUCUUCUGAAUGAACCUGGCAGUCCAACUUUACAACCCAAGACCUCCAACUUCACGAGCACUUCAAACCAGAUUAAUGGCAGGAUGGAAUACAGCUUCCAGAAUGGAGAUGUCAUACAACCAAUCAGCUUCCUCAAUGAGCUACGUCUUCCGACCACUACAACAGUGUUUCCAGUCACAACAACCAGUGUUUCUGUUACUACUCCAAAACUCAUAACUGGUUCGGCAGUGGUCACAAGCAAGCUGGUGUUCAACUCCUCAUCUCCAGUGCCCAGUGAAUCUCUGGUCCUCAGUGCUAUCAAUACUCUCCGUCAGUCCAGAGAGUCACAGCUCAAUGAAUCGGUGAAGGUGGUGAAUGUCACCUAUGAGAAAAUCUCAGAAACCUCCUAUGCUGUGGUCUUUACAUUUAACGUGAUUAACAUCAGCAUGCCAGAGGACCCUGUGUCUAGAGGCAACACCAGCCAGAAAGUUCAGGAUACCAUCAAUAAUGCGCUGAACACUCUUCUGAAUGAACCUGGCAGUCCAACUUUACAACCCAAGACCUCCAACUUCACGAGCACUUCAAACCAGAUUAAUGGCAGGAUGGAAUACAGCUUCCAGAAUGGAGAUGUCAUACAACCAAUCAGCUUCCUCAAUGAGCUACGUCUUCCGACCACUACAACAGUGUUUCCAGUCACAACAACCAGUGUUUCUGUUACUACUCCAAAACUCAUAACUGGUUCGGCAGUGGUCACAAGCAAGCUGGUGUUCAACUCCUCAUCUCCAGUGCCCAGUGAAUCUCUGGUCCUCAGUGCUAUCAAUACUCUCCGUCAGUCCAGAGAGUCACAGCUCAAUGAAUCGGUGAAGGUGGUGAAUGUCACCUAUGAGAAAAUCUCAGAAACCUCCUAUGCUGUGGUCUUUACAUUUAACGUGAUUAACAUCAGCAUGCCAGAGGACCCUGUGUCUAGAGGCAACACCAGCCAGAAAGUUCAGGAUACCAUCAAUAAUGCGCUGAACACUCUUCUGAAUGAACCUGGCAGUCCAACUUUACAACCCAAGACCUCCAACUUCACGAGCACUUUAAACCAGAUUAAUGGAAGGAUGGAAUACAGCUUCCAGAAUGGAGAUGUCAUACAACCAAUCAGCUUCCUCAAUGAGCUACGUCUUCCAACCACUACAACAGUGUUUCCAGUCACAACAACCAGUGUUUCUGUUACUACUCCAAAACUCAUGUAA